AUGUGUACACUUGCACGGCUGUUCUUGUUCUUGAUUUUGACCGUAUAUGCUGAAGAUAAGACUGAUCGUGUUCUGCAGCCCUCAGACAAGAAAAAUGAUUCCCAGUCUGAUAACGUUCCAACCGUUGUUGAGAAAAUUAAUCCACUGCCCGAAGCAUUCGAGGUAGAUCAAAAAACUGCAGACGACCCUAAGCGUCGAGAAAUAUUGGGUAAAUGUGCUAUACGACUUUCGCACACGGAUGUACCUUUGACACAUGCUACGCACAUAAAGUUGGGAGACAGAAGAUACUGCAUUUACGGAAGCAAGUUCGAGCUUCCAAUGAGACAGCAUGAGUAUUGGUGCCAACGAAGGGUUCACCCUAAUGCUCACACUUUUUCGGUAACGAAUGAAGCUGAGUUCAAAACUCUCCAUGAAGUUAUGUCAUAUAUUUAUAAUGACAAAAGACGUUGCAUAAACAUGCCGACUCUUGAGAAUGUUAGUGUGUUUCCGGAUAAACGAAAGACGGAUUUUAUGCGAGAUAAGAGUGGUUCUCACUCAUCCUCUGAAAUUGGCCAAAAAUGUUUCUCUCUUUGUCUUAAUAAUCCGAGUAUGUACAUUAAGUAA
Molecule: messenger RNA, 603 nt
Organism: Enterobius vermicularis (human pinworm)
Lineage: Eukaryota; Metazoa; Nematoda; Chromadorea; Rhabditida; Oxyuridae
Source: the annotation of a GenBank genome assembly